Messenger RNA from Paramecium sonneborni, 5513 nucleotides. NCBI's taxonomy places the organism in Eukaryota, Ciliophora, Oligohymenophorea, Peniculida, Parameciidae. The record is from the annotation of a GenBank genome assembly.
AUGUAAUACUAAUAAUUGGUUAAUUCACUAGUGGAAGCUUCCUCUAAAGAUUAUCCUAAAAGAUCAUUACAUUUAACAAAGCUUCUUGGUUCUGGAGCUGAAGGAGCAGCAUUUCUUGCUACAGUUUCUAAUUGGGGAAAUAAUCCUUAACAAGUUGCCAUUAAAUUACAAUAAAACAUGAAACAACAUGAGAAAGAUUUUAUAAUAAAUCUAAUAUAAUAUCAAAACACUUAUGAGAAUGUGAACAAUUAACAAUUCCUUCCAAGUAACAUCAUCAGAAUAUAUGAAUAUUUUUAAUGGUAAGCUAAACAUUGUAUCAUUAUGGAAGUCGGUAUAGAAGAUUUAUUUUCGUAUUUAUCUAAAAAUCAAAAUUUAUCAAUAUAACAAAGAGAAAAGAUAUGUUUUUAAGUAAUUAUAUUUUUAAUCAACUAAUAGAUUACUUAACCAAUACAUUUUUUACAUAAAUCCUAAUUAAUUCAUCGAGAUAUCAAAUCAGAAAAUUUUAUAAGAGUAGGAGAUAAUUUUAAAUUAAUUGACUUUGGUUUGAUUCGUAGAUCUUCAGCUUUCGACAUAAAAACUCUUUAAGUUGGCUCUUUGGUUUUUCAAGCCCCUGAACUUAUAGAAUAGAGAAACAAUUAUUCAGAAAAAGUUGAUAUCUGGGCGUUGGCGUGUGUCUUUUAUGAAAUAUUAUCAAUGACCCAAUUAUUUGAUGGUAGACAAAAUUUAUAUUUUUAGGAUAAAGUUUUGGUGAAAUAACCACUUAAAUUAAAAGACAUAGAACUGAUCCUCAUAUUAUUAAUAAAAAAAUUAAUGCAUUACCUACUUCAAAUGAGAUUAAAUAAUUAUUAAUAAAGAUGUUGAAUUAUAAUGAUUAACUACGGCCUUCAAUAGAAUAGGUUUAUACUGAAUUUUAUAAUUAUUUAAAUCCAUCAAUAGUUUAGCCACCUAUCAUUCAAUAACCAGUAUAAGUAGUAUAAAAACCUCAAAUAGAUUAACAAUAAUAGAAAGAUGUUCAACUUUAAAAACAGAACCCCACUCCUGGUAAUAAAGAUAGGCUUUAAACCCCUCUACCUUAAGACCCUCAAAAAUAAUAGCCUCCUCAAAAUAUUUAAUAAAGUUAAAAAUCUGUCUUGAAACAAGAAAAUUUAAGUGAAUCAUAAAUUAGAUAAAUUAUUGAAGAACAAUAAAAUUAAAUAAUUUCAAAGUUAGAAAACUAAAAAGAAACACAUCAAAUUUCAAUUAAAACUUUAUAAAAUCAAAUAAACUAAAUUAAUUAGUAAUUAAAUGAGAAAAAUUAAAUAAUUGAAAAAUUGAAAGAAUCAUAGCAAACAUAAAGCCAUUCAUAAUUAUAAUUUAAAGAUGAAGUUAUUUAAUAACGAUUAGAUAAAGAAAAAUCUAUUGAUUCUUAAUUAUAAUAAUUAUAAGAAUAACGUUCUAUAUUAGAAAAUUAAAUUAAAAAGGAAAAAUAGGAGAGAGAUUAAUAAUAGUAAUUAUAACAAAAAAGUUUAAUUGAAUAAAGUAAAUAAAUAGAAAAUUUAUAAUUAUAAUAUAAAUAGAUAUAAGAAGAAAAUAAUAAAUUAAAAAUUGAAAUUUAAAAUAAAACAUAAGGGAUAGAUAAAAUAAUAGAAUAACAAAAUUAAAAUUAAUAAUUAUAGAAUUUAGAAAAAAAAAUAGAAAAGGUGGAUUCUUCAUUAAAAGAAUUAUAAUUAUAACAAUAAAAUAAUGAUAAAAGAAUUAACUAAUUAGAAAAACAAAAAUAAUAGUCAGCUUAAAUAAAAGAAGAAUAAUAAAAAAAAUAAUUUUAAUUAUCAGAAGAACUGGAAAAAUUUAAAUAGAUCUAAGAAAGAAAUAUUAAAUAAGGAUUCUAAGAAAUUUAAUCUGAUUAUGAAGAAAAAUCACAAGUAUUUCAUCAAAACUUAAAAAAUUUAAAUGAUAUUAAUUUAUAAGAGUUAAAUAAAAAAAUAGAAUCUUAAAUAAAAGAUAAUAUUUAAAAAAGCGGCAAUAAUAAUUAUAAUGAAAAAUAAAUUUAAGGUAAAAUAGAUUAGUUUGAAAUAGAUUUGAAAAAACUCGAGUCAAAAUUUGAAAAUUUUGUUAGAGAUGUAGUUCAAGAUUAACAAUAAAAUUAUUAAUAAAAUAAUUAGUCUUAAUCUUAAAAUUUAUAAUAUGACUCUCAUAAUUAAAAUUAAUAAUAAAACAAUCAAAAAGAUUUUUUAAACAAUUAAUUAUAAAAUUCAACAAAAGAAUAAAAUGCAAAUGAAGAUCAAGAUUAACAACAAAACUAUUAUUAAAAUAAUUAGUCUUAAUCUUAAAAUUUAUAAUAUGACUCUCAUAAUUAAAAUUAAUAAUAAAACAAUCAAAAAGAUUUUUUAAACAAUUAAUUAUAAAAUACAACAAAAGAAUAAAAUGCAAAUGAAGAUCAAGAUUAACAACAAAAGUAUUAUUAAAAUAAUUAGUCUUAAUCUUAAGAUUUAUAAUAAAACUCUUAUAAUUAAAAUUAAUAAUAAAAUAACAAUCAAAAAGAUUUUUUAAACAAUUAAUUAUAAAAUUCAACAAAAGAAUAAAAUGCAAAUGAAGAUCAAGAUUAACAACAAAAGUAUUAUUAAAAUAAUUAGUCUUAAUCUUAAGAUUUAUAAUAAAACUCUUAUAAUUAAAAUUAAUAAUAAAAUAACAAUCAAAAAGAUUUUUUAAACAAUUAAUAAUAAAAUAAAACAAAAGAAUAAAAUCCAAACGAAGAUCAAGAUUAACAAUAAAAUUAUUAAUAAAAUAAUUAGUUUUAAUCUUAAGAUUUAUAAUAAGGCUAUUAUAAUUUAAAUUAAUAAUAAAACAAUCAAAAGGAUUUUUUAAACAAUUAAUUAUAAAAUUCAACAAAAGAAUAAAAUACAAACGAAGAUCAAGAUUAACAAUAAAAUUAUUAAUAAAAUAAUUAGUCUUAAUCUUAAGAUUUAUAAUAAAACUCUUAUAAUUAAAAUUAAUAAUAAAAUAACAAUCAAAAAGAUAUUUUAAACAAUUAAUUAUAAAAUUCAACAAAAGAAUAAAAUGCGAUUGAUGGAAAUUAAAAAGAUCAAGAUUAACAAAAAAAAUAUUAUUAAAAUAAUUAGUCUUAAUCUUAAAAUUUAUAAUAUGACUCUCAUAAUUAAAAUUAAUAAUAAAACAAUCAAAAAGAUUUUUUAAACAAUUAAUUAUAAAAUUCAACAAAAGAAUAAAAUGCAAAUGAAGAUCAAGAUUAACAACAAAAGUAUUAUUAAAAUAAUUAGUCUUAAUCUUAAGAUUUAUAAUAAAACUCUUAUAAUUAAAAUUAAUAAUAAAAUAACAAUCAAAAAGAUUUUUUAAACAAUUAAUAAUAAAAUAAAACAAAAGAAUAAAAUCCAAACGAAGAUCAAGAUUAACAAUAAAAUUAUUAAUAAAAUAAUUAGUUUUAAUCUUAAGAUUUAUAAUAAGGCUAUUAUAAUUUAAAUUAAUAAUAAAACAAUCAAAAGGAUUUUUUAAACAAUUAAUUAUAAAAUUCAACAAAAGAAUAAAAUACAAACGAAGAUCAAGAUUAACAAUAAAAUUAUUAAUAAAAUAAUUAGUCUUAAUCUUAAGAUUUAUAAUAAAACUCUUAUAAUUAAAAUUAAUAAUAAAAUAACAAUCAAAAAGAUAUUUUAAACAAUUAAUUAUAAAAUUCAACAAAAGAAUAAAAUGCGAUUGAUGGAAAUUAAAAAGAUCAAGAUUAACAAAAAAAAUAUUAUUAAAAUAAUUAGUCUUAAUCUUAAAAUUUAUAAUAUGACUCUCAUAAUUAAAAUUAAUAAUAAAACAAUCAAAAAGAUUUUUUAAACAAUUAAUUAUAAAAUUCAACAAAAGAAUAAAAUGCAAAUGAAGAUCAAGAUUAACAAUAAAAUUAUUAAUAAAAUAAUUAGUCUUUAUCUUAAAAUUUAUAAUAAAACUCUUAUAAUUAAAAUUAAUAAUAAAACAACAAUUUAAUGUAGGUAAAUUAAGAUUUAGAGCAAUAGGUCUUAGAUUUAACUGAUAAAAACAAAAAAUUGAUUGAACAAAUCGAAAAAUAAACUAAUGAAAUUAAAAAUUAACAAAUUGAGAAUUAAAAUUAAAUUAGUUAAAGCAACAAUUAGAUUGAUACUUUAAAGAGGGAGAAUUAAAAUUUAUAAAAUUAAAUUAAUCAGUGCACCCAUUAGAAUGAUAAUAUAAAAAAGGAAAAUGAAAGUUUAAAAAAAUAGCUUUUAGAUUAAAAUAAUGAGUGCAAUAAUUAAAUUUAACAGAUUGAUAAUUAAAAAAAAGAAAAUUAAACUUUAUAAAAAUAGAAUUAAAAUUAAAUUAGUUAAAGCAACAUUAAGAUUGAUACUUUAAAGAUUGAGAAAUUAAAAUUACAAGAUUAAAUUAAUUAGAGCAAUAUUUAGAUCGAUACUUAAAAAAAAGAAAAUGAAAGUUUAAAAUAAUAGCUUUUAGAUUAAAGUAAUAAGUGCAAUAAUUAAAUUUAACAGAGUGAUAAUUAAAAAAAAGAAAAUGAAAGUUUAAAAAAAUAACUUUCGGAUUACAUUAAACAGAUUGAUAAUUAAAAAAAAGAAAAUGAAAGUUUAAAAAAAUAACUUUCGGAUUACAUUAAACAGAUUGAUAAUUAAAAAAAAGAAAAUGAAAGUUUAAAAAAAUAACUUUCGGAUUACAUUAAACAGAUUGAUAAUUAAAAAAAAGAAAAUGAAAGUUUAAAAAAAUAACUUUCGGAUUACAUUAAACAGAUUGAUAAUUAAAAAAAAGAAAAUGAAAGUUUAAAAAAAUAACUUUCGGAUUACAUUAAACAGAUUGAUAAUUAAAAAAAAGAAAAUGAAAGUUUAAAAAAAUAACUUUCGGAUUACAUUAAACAGAUUGAUAAUUAAAAAAAAGAAAAUGAAAGUUUAAAAAAAUAACUUUCGGAUUACAUUAAACAGAUUGAUAAUUAAAAAAAAGAAAAUGAAAGUUUAAAAAAAUAACUUUCGGAUUACAUUAAACAGAUUGAUAAUUAAAAAAAAGAAAAUGAAAGUUUAAAAAAAUAACUUUCGGAUUACAUUAAACAGAUUGAUAAUUAAAAAAAAGAAAAUGAAAGUUUAAAAAAAUAACUUUCGGAUUACAUUAAACAGAUUGAUAAUUAAAAAAAAGAAAAUGAAAGUUUAAAAAAAUAACUUUCGGAUUACAUUAAACAGAUUGAUAAUUAAAAAAAAGAAAAUGAAAGUUUAAAAAAAUAACUUUCGGAUUACAUUAAACAGAUUGAUAAUUAAAAAAAAGAAAAUGAAACUUUAAAAUAAUAGUUUAAAGAAUAAACUAAUAAGUUCAAUACUUAAAUUUCACAGAUCAGUAAUUUAAAGUAGGAUAUCUAAAAUUUAUAAACUUAGAAUUAAAAUUAAAUUAAAGCAAGCAACAUUUAGAUUGAUACUUUAAAGAAUGAGAAUUAAAAAUUACAAAAUUAAGUUUCCAAUCAAAGUGAUGAAAUAUAAAAAUAAAAAUAAAAAAUACAAGUUUUGGAAUAGGAACUAAAUACGCACUAUUGA